Messenger RNA from Sphenostylis stenocarpa, 1134 nucleotides. Lineage: Eukaryota; Viridiplantae; Streptophyta; Magnoliopsida; Fabales; Fabaceae. The record is from the annotation of a GenBank genome assembly.
AUGAAUUGUGGCCGAAAUGAGUUCCACAAAACCAGAACUGGUACUCAUUUGCCAGAGAGCCCAAGAGUACCGAUGGAGUUUCUGUCAAGAUCAUGGAGUGCCUCUGCUCUUGAGGUCUCUAAAGCCCUUGCACCCCCACCACCUCCUUCUUCUUACAUACCUUCCAAGCCUCCUAUUAUACCCUCUUGUGUCACCAACUCCAUUUCCGCGGAAACUUCUUCUGCUCAGUCAGAGGAAUUCUCAACAACCAUGUGCAGCAACCAGUUCUCUUUUGCUUCCUCCUCGACCUCACAGCUCGUCCUUGACCGCAUAAUGUCACAGUCAACUAGAGAGGAAGUGUCGCCAUUAACGUCAGGUAGACUGUCUCACAGCAGUGAACCUUUGAAUGGCGGUGCUUCUCUAACCGGCACGGACAGUCCACCAUUCUCUCCUUCUGACGAGUUUGACGAUGUUGUCAAGUUUUUUCGGGCAAACAACUCCAUUCAUCCCUUAUUCAUUGGUGGACGAGGCAUGAGUGGUGCUACAGGUACUGGCACUCCUUGUUCCGGACCUAAAACAGUUGGAAGAUGGUUGAAAGAGAGAAAAGAAAAGAAGAAAGAAGAAAACAGAACCCAUAAUGCUCAACUGCAUGCUGCAAUUUCUGUUGCUGCCGUGGCAGCUGCAGUUGCAGCUGUCACUGCCGCAACGGCAGCCACAUCUGCGGGUACCAAGGAUGAGAAGAUGGCCGUGUCUGUGGCUUCUGCGGCCACGUUAGUUGCUGCUCAGUGUGUAGAGGCAGCUGAAGCAAUGGGAGCUGAGAGAGAUCACCUUGCUGCUGUGGUGAGCUCUGCUGUCAAUGUCCGUUCUCAUGAUGAUAUCACAACGCUUACAGCUGCAGCUGCCACCGCUCUACGUGGGGCAGCGACCUUGAAAGCAAGAGCAUUGAAGGAGGUGUGGAAUAUCACUGCAGUGACUCCAUUAGAGAGAGGCGUAGGGAUUGGAAUUUGUGGUAAAAGCAACAACAGUAAUUCUAGCACCAGUGAUAGUGGGGAGAUUACGAAUGGUGACAAUUUUUUGGGUGCCUGCAACCAAGAGCUCCUUGCUAGAGGCACUGCACUACUCAAACGGACCCGUAAAGGUAAUUUCAGUAACUAA